Molecule: messenger RNA, 1468 nt
Organism: Durusdinium trenchii
Lineage: Eukaryota; Dinophyceae; Suessiales; Symbiodiniaceae
Source: the annotation of a GenBank genome assembly
AUGGUGGUCCUUAUCACCCUGAGUGCCUCUAUGCAUACCACCAUUGUCCCGAAUCCCCUCCCUCCCGUACAGGGGGGGGAGCAUGCACCACCUCCUCCGAGUGAGCCUGGAGAUCGGGAAACGGGCGCCUCUUGGCGGUGGGUGGACGAGGAGGAAGAGGAUUCCGAGAAAGAAGAAGAGAUAGUCGAGUCCCCUGCAAAGAUGCCAAGGAUCUAUAGCAGCGACAACAUAGAGGCCCUUAUGAGAAGAGGAGGGCAACCUACGAAGGAGGUGGAAGACAAGACCCGGAAAGAAGAAGGGGUACAACUCGUGGAGAAAGAAGUGAUCGUGAAGUCAAAGGCGGCUGCCCCAGGUACCCCUUGCCCGGGGACGCCAUUCAGAAAGACAGAACCCGUGGUAAGGCCCUACGCCACAGGGAAUAGAGCCAAAGUGCAAGAAGUACUUGAAGACCCUGAAGCUUUCAAUCAAGCCAUGGAAGAAUUUCAGUCAAACAAAUUUGCCCAAUCCAACCAGGACACCCACAAGGCAAGAGUAUCCUGGUGGGAGCACAGAGCGGUCAGUUUGGAUGUGAAGCCUUUACCCUGGACCCGCACAGUCAUUGACAUGGCGGGAGCUUUGCUGAAAGCGGGGCAGUAUAGAUCAGCGGCUCAGUACUUCGCAAGUUUCAAGCGAGAACACCUGGAGAUGGAAGCGGCAGUGAGGAAGAUGAAACAUGUGCAGAUUGACGAAGGGGGGCACGGAUGCGGCGUGGUCUUGCUCUAUCUCCCGGCCACGAAGGUUGACACGAAAGGAGAAGGGGUGCUACGGAGGCAGGGAUGUCUCUGUGCUACAUACCCUCAUUUGUGCCCGGUGGCUGCUGCCAAGAGACUCAUGCAGGUGGCAACGGAGAACGGCCAUCAGGAAGAAGACCCAUUCCUUGUUACCAGCAAAGCGAAGACACCUCCGCCUCCGACCAAGGCAGGAAUUGGUUGGAGCAUUUCGGCGACUGGCCAUUGCUAUAGGCACACGGAGGAGGAAGCGCAGCAAGUGACGGGGCAUGCACUCCGUCCAACGGGAGCUCAGUUUAUGGCCAGGCUGGGCAUCGACUUUUAUAAAAUCCAGUUGUUUUGCAGGUGGGGCAGUGAGGCCAUCCUGAGAUACCUCAGGGAGGUACCAUUGGAGGACUCGGACCAAUGGUUGGCGGCAAGCCUCUCAGUGGGAGAAGUGAUGACACACUCAGCCAGGGCAUUGGACAUGCAGACCGAUCAUCCAAAGUCUCGAAAGAUGGUCAAGGCGAUUCAGAAUGCCUUGGAGACGAGGAGCACUCAGAUUCUUCAGAGUGCCAACCAAACCAAGGAAGAGAUCGAGUAGAUUUUGGAGGGAUUGCGCAAUAAAUCCCUCCUGAUGAAUGCGCUCAAUGUGAAUAGCAAUGCUUUCCAUGCUGUGGAGGAUGCUUUUUCGACCGGUUGCGGCUGUGAGUACAGAAACC